AUGAAAAGCACAAUUGCCGAUGUUGAAGAGAAUUUGGGCGAGAGUGAAGUGCGUGAAGCCCAUCUUGCCAAGUCCUUGUACUUUGUAAAGGUUGGCGAGAAGGAAAAAGCACUGGAACAACUUAAAGUUACUGAAGGAAAAACUGUAGCCAUUGGCCAGAAGAUGGAUCUUGUGUUCUACACUUUGCAAAUUGGCCUUUUCUACAUGGACUUUGAUCUCAUCUCAAAAUCCAUUGAUAAGGCAAAGAAGUUGUUUGAGGAGGGAGGUGACUGGGAGAGAAAGAACAGAUUGAAAGUGUAUGAAGGCUUAUACUGCAUGGCAACCAGAAACUUCAAGAAAGCUACCAGCCUGUUUUUGGACUCCAUCUCAACUUUCACAACCUACGAGUUGUUUCCAUAUGACACUUUCAUCUUCUAUACAGUCCUCACAAGUAUCAUCUCAUUGGAUCGUGUAUCUCUAAAACAAAAGGUGGUGGAUGCACCGGAAAUCCUUGCAGUGAUUAGCAAAGUACCACACCUCUCAGAGUUUCUCAACUCUCUGUACAAUUGCCAGUACAAGUCAUUUUUUGUUGCAUUUUCUGGCUUGACGGAGCAGAUCAAGUUAGACCGUUAUCUUCAACCUCAUUUCCGCUACUAUAUGAGGGAAGUGCGCACUGUUGUCUACUCACAGUUUUUGGAGUCGUACAAGAGUGUGACAAUGGAAGCUAUGGCUUCUGCAUUUGGUGUGACUGUUGAUUUCAUAGACCAGGAACUUUCUCGCUUUAUUGCAGCUGGGAAGCUUCACUGCAAAAUUGACAAGGUCACUGGCGUUCUGGAGACAAACCGGCCUGAUGAAAGGAAUGCUUUCUACCAGUCGACCAUCAAGCAAGGGGACUUCUUGCUAAACCGCAUCCAGAAGCUAUCCCGAGUCAUUGAUCUGUAA
Molecule: messenger RNA, 921 nt
Organism: Triticum turgidum subsp. durum (durum wheat)
Lineage: Eukaryota; Viridiplantae; Streptophyta; Magnoliopsida; Poales; Poaceae
Source: the annotation of a GenBank genome assembly